AUGGUUUCCUCUCGUGUCCUUGUUGUCUUCUCCAUCGUCGCUGCCAUUGUUUCAACAACUCUGGCUAAGGAAUUCAUCGUCGGUGAUGAAGUCGGGUGGAUCAAAGGGUACAAUUACAACACUUGGGCCAAGAACAAGGACUUCAGGGUUGGAGAUACUCUAGUUUUUAAGUAUCUGGCUGGAAGUCACAAUGUGUGGAAAGUGAAUGGAAGUACUGAGUUCAAAGACUGCAAAACGCCGCCACCACCAAACAAGGCACUGACUACUGGGAAUGACAUAAUCACACUGGCAACAUCAGGAGUAAAAUGGUACAUUUGUGGUUUUCCAGAGCACUGUGAGUAUGGCCAAAAGCUUGCAAUAUUUGUGAGGCCUCAGGCGGCUCUACCUCCAUCAUACAUGGCUCCGGCUCUGGCACCGACUCAGGAAUCAGAAACAUUGGAGCAAGAAUCAAUGGCUUCCUCUCGUGUUCUCCUCAUCUUCUCGCUCGUUGCUGCCCUUGUUUCAACAACCACUUUGGCUAAAGAAUUCACUGUUGGCGAUGAAGCUGGGUGGACGAACGGGUUCGAUUACCAGAAAUGGGCGCAGGGCAAGGACUUCAUGGUUGGAGAUACAUUAGUUUUUAACUAUGCUGUUGGAGAUCACAAUGUGUUCAAGGUGGUGAAUGGAACUUUGUUCCAAAACUGUGUUAAGCCACCAGCAAAUGAGGCUCUCACUACUGGAAAAGACCAAAUUGUGUUGGGGAGUCCAGGCAAAAAAUGGUACAUUUGUGGUGUGGAGAAGCACUGUGCAGAAGGUCAAAAGCUGGCUAUAGAAGUGAUGGGAAGUAUGGGUCCAGCACCUUCUCCAAACAGUGGUGUCAAAGCCAGCAUUUCUAAGCUUUCAAUGAUGAUCAUAUUUGCCAUGGUGAGCUUGGUGAUGAUCAUGGUUUAAUCUGGACUUUGAUUUCAUAUA
Molecule: messenger RNA, 951 nt
Organism: Tripterygium wilfordii
Lineage: Eukaryota; Viridiplantae; Streptophyta; Magnoliopsida; Celastrales; Celastraceae
Product: blue copper protein 1a-like
Exons: 4
Coding region: 1-930 (309 amino acids)
Cellular component (GO): plasma membrane
Molecular function (GO): electron transfer activity
Source: RefSeq, a predicted model, not a curated record